UUACAAAUUGUAUCUAGAAGUACUGUCUUUAAAAUUUCUAUUAAAAUUUAAACAAUGUACAGGGAACUACUUAAUAGAAUUAGAAUUAAAUUAUUUUCUAUAAUUUAGUUAAUAUGACUAUAUCUCCAGGUUAAUUUAAUAAUUAUGUGUGGAAAAAAAUCAGCUCUUGUUUUAUACUCUGUGACUAAACUCACUAGUCUUGUAAAAAAAUAUGUUUCAGAACAUCUCUUUCAAGUAUCAGUUUCAUUAAGUGUUGCAGUUAGUACAACAAUAAUUUUAGUUUUUGGAAAUUUUUGGAAGAGAAAAAAAUUUCCUAAACAAUCAGCGCCUGUUAUUAAACAUUUGAUUUAUGAAAGGCAGAAACCAAAUGUUGAUAUAAUACCUUCAGUAUCUAGUUUCAGAAUUUUUAGAACUAGUCAUAGAUCACUAAGUCCUAGUAUUAAAUCUAAUCGACAAGCCUCUGUUAUUUCAUCAGUUCAAGAUUCACCUAAUAAUAAAUCUGAUGUUAAGUACACAGCGCCUCAACAGCUUGGAGUAAUGGGAAUGGAAUCAUUAGCUUGCAGUAUAUCAUUUUGGGAGGAUGCUUUAUCUGCAUUUACAACUGGAAAUUCAACUAAUAAGCUAAUGUCUACAGAAGACGCACAGUUUUGCAAGGAACUUCAACUACUUGUAGAUUCAGCAUAUUCAUUGCAAGAUCAGUGUCAAUUGCUAUUUCUUGAUCAAAGGUCAGUGUUAUUUCGAGUUCAUCGAAAUGGAGAUGUUGAUCUUUUACAAAACUAUAAUGAACGCCGUUCAUCUGUUGACAGCUUUGUAUCUGCUCGUACAGAUGUAGCUAACUUAAAAGAAUUUGAAGAACUCAACUUUGAUAAUUAUUAUCUUUAUCAGAUUGCUUUAAGGUUUGCCGAAAACAACACUAUUCCUUGCAGGACCUACCGCACAACUUUAGUGAAUUGCGUUUCAGAUAAAGAAUAUGUCUGUAAAUUAUACUGCAUUCGUCUAGCAUUUGAAAAUUUAUUCAAAACGGACUUUAGUUCUAUUUGGUUUGCAGAUUGCGGAAGACGUAUAUUGACAGAUAUCUUUUUAUUUGCUGAAAAAGAUCCUAAAGAUUUUUUGUUAGCUUUUGAAGAAAUGUUAUGUUGGGCAAAAACAGAAUCACACUGGAAAGAUGCAGAAGCUGAACUGUCUUCACGUGGGGUUAAAAAAAUGACAUUUUACGAUAUAGUAAUGGAUUACAUAUUGAUGGAUGCUUUUGAAGAUCUUGAAUCUCCCCCAGCCUCCGUUAUAGCUGUAAUUCAAAACAGAUGGUUAUCUAAAGGCUUCAAAGAAACUGCAUUGUCAACUGCAGUAUGGUCAGUAUUACGUGCAAAACGAAGUAAAUUGAAAUAUCCUAAUGGGUUUAUGCAUCACUUUUAUAAUAUUUCUGAGCAAAUGUCACCACUACUUGCAUGGGGAUUUUUAGGACCAGAUGAAGAAUUAACGCGUAUUUGCUUAUAUUUUAAGGAUCAAGUUAUUGAAUUAAUGCGUGAUAUGUUCAACUUUGAAAAAUGUCGGUACACAACCAAGGAAGAGUUGGCACAUGAUUUAUUUGAUCAAUUUAAAAUCAGGGCUGAGAAUAUCAGUAAAAUGAUUGAAGUAAAAUGCAAUAUGGAUAUUAGGAAAUAAUAUUUGUUAUAUUUUUUCUAUAUUAUGUUGUUCAUACUAGGUUGUAAUGCACUUAGUCAAAAAUUAAGGUGCUGUUUUAGAGUCAAUUUUUUUUUCUUAUCCAACAACUUUAUUAAAGUUAGUAUUUCAUAAAUUAAUUUGUUUAUUUAUAUACAAUAGUGUAUAAGAAAAAGAAUUUUUUUAUGUGACAAUUUAAGUAAACAAUUAAAUAUAGAAUUUUUGGAUAUAUUAAUAAUUUAAAAACUUACAAAAUUGUCACAUUAUAAUUUUUGUUUUGUAUUUUAAAAUGGCAUAACCAUAAAUAGCUGUCAGGCAAUUUAUGUAAAGGGUAUGAUGUUAUAUUUAUUUAUUUUUAAGUAUUAAUUAAUAAGUUAUUAAUUCUCCUAGAAUUGCAUUGUUCAAAUUUAAUAGAAUUUAUACAUUAUAUAACAUUAAAUUGUCUUUGUUUAUAUAUUUAGAUUAACAUUUAGUAGUAUUUAAUAAUUGCUGAUUAUUAGGAUGGUCCUUAUUUGACCAAAUUUAAAAGUUCAAUGAUAUUUACUCUCUAAAUUUUUUUAUUUGGUCAAUAAAAGUCAUCUAGGUCAUUUAGAGUCAUCUAGGUGAUUGUUAUAUACUUUAAAUGGGUAGAAAUACAGCUUGGUGUAUGUUACUUUUUAAAUAUUAAAGAUAAUGAGAAAGUGUAUAUAAUUAA
This is a messenger RNA of Daktulosphaira vitifoliae (grape phylloxera), 2353 nucleotides long. RefSeq names its product mitoguardin (gene Miga). Gene Ontology annotation, biological process: mitochondrial fusion. The record is from RefSeq and is a predicted model, not a curated record. The transcript has 10 exons. NCBI's taxonomy places the organism in Eukaryota, Metazoa, Arthropoda, Insecta, Hemiptera, Phylloxeridae. The coding region runs from base 145 to 1662 and encodes 505 amino acids.